UUGAAGGCUACAAAUCAUAAUAGUGAUUUCUGUGAGCGUUAGAAGUGGAUGACAUUGCUGUUCCUUAUAAUAUCAACUCUUGGAUUUCUCAUACAAGUCUACUGCUGUGUGUACAUUUCUCUGGAUGGUUUAUGAGUUAAUUUCAUGGACUAUAGUUGUAGGAGGUUUUGGGAGAGUUUGGCUACCUCUUCCACGGUCGCCAUUCUGCGUGAGUGACAGAUCCAAUCGAAACCUGCUUUUAGUAGAAGUGGUCUCGGUAUGCCCGAAGGAGUGGACGACUCGCCCGCGAACGCAAGAUUUGCUAGUAUUGCAAAGAAAGUGAAGAUGGGUAAACGCACCGAGAAGGCACUGAAGGAGAAGGCAGCCGCCUCUACAUCUCAGGAAGCCUCUGAGGAUGAUGUCAAUAAAGUACCAGAACCCUACACAUGCACUGGACACUUUGAUCCAGAUUUCACGGAGCUGUGUCGACGAGCGGGCUUGGCACCAAGCGAGAUCCCAAAUGUAGUGAUACGAGCCAAGAGACCCGGUACCCCUCCUCCGCCGGACCCCAAGGCAAAGGACCCCAAUCCCCCUGAAGAGGCCGUCGACGUCGCCGAGGAAGAACCCAAACCAAAGACGUACGUCACUAAGGAGCGCUUUGCGUACUUCAAACCUUGUAUACAGGUUGAGAUGGAGAAUGAAGAUAAACCAGCGACUGUCACAGAGGUUUAUAUUAGAGGAUGGAAAAUAGACGAUAUGAUGGUUGGAAUCUUCAAAACCUGUUUCCCUACGAUAGAAAAGCUCCAUACAAUAAAUUUCUGGAAUACCGGACUUACAGACAAGACCUUAAGAGAUUUAGCUGCAAUUUUUCCUCAGUGUCCAAAUCUAAAAAAUAUUGUGAUAGAAGGUAACCCCAUUCCGGAGGAACCAUGGGCCUGUAUUAUGGGAGAAGACAGUCUAAUUAUAAAUUUGUCACUGCGUCACAAUGACAUAACAGACAGGGGAGCAUCAGGUAUCAGCUCAGCUCUGUCUACCGUAACCACCUGCAAUAAGAAUCUAAUCUCCCUCAACCUCAGCCAUAAUAAGAUCACAGACGUAGGAGCCGAAGCCAUUGCUAAGGGUCUCCGCAUGAACAGAAUUCUCCUGUGUCUUUCUCUAGCGAGCAAUCGGAUAACGGACAAAGGUGCUAUGAAGUUUGGCGAGUUACUGUCGAGGUUUCCUCUAACUCACGAGGAAGUUGUAGAGAGACGUAAACUACUCAGGGAUAAAGGUUCACCAGACCGGGGUAGUGGAAAGUCGCCACCUCCAUCAAGAAGAGCAGAGUCUAAAGACAGGCCCGGUAGCGUACGCAGUGGAAGCCAUCUCGACAAAGGGGAUAAGAAACGAGAUAAAUCGUCCAAGAAAAAGGAUAAUAAGCACGAGAAGAAAAAUGAUAAAGAGGACGACAAGAAAGGCAACAAGACGGUGGCGAUUAUGGACAAUAAAAAAGACAAGGAUGACGGCAAAGGAGGCACUAAGAAGGCCGAUACAUGGAAGAAAGGUGGAAGUCGUUCUUCUGUCACUGUCGCAAUAACUUCCCUUAUAGCUGAAACCGUAACCAAGACAACAAAAGGCAAGAAGACGACAUCAUCAAAGGACAAGAAAGGCGGAGCCAUGCCUGAAUCAGAGUCUCCUGAUAUGGUGGAGGCAAUCAACCCUCUAUUAGAGUCUGUGGAGUCCAUUGAGGGCCAGCUAUGGAUCCCUGGUAAUAGAUCCAUCAUCAGUCUCAACUUGUCCAGAAAUGAGAUCGGAGAAGCAGGGUUGAAGUCUAUCCUCCUAGCUGUACAGUAUCAGAUCACCUUAGCAAACCUUGCUCCAAACCCUGCACUAAAAGGACUGAUGAGGCUCUCUCUUGGUAGGAAUCCAAUCCGUGCCGACAGUGAGGCUUACCAGAAGAUACAAGACUUGAUGUUAACGAGAGAUCCCUUCUAUAAAGCGCAGGCUAAGAGCCCAGAUGGAGAUACACAGUCCUUGGCUGGUUGAAGCAAAAAUUAACAACAAUUUCCCCCUUAUGGUGCUGGCAGGAUAUCAAAAACUCCAUCACACCUGUCUUAAAAAGCAGCACUGAUUUUUCAAAAACCUUCAUCAAUCGGAUAAUAAUAAUACGAGAUAUCAAUAUAGCACUCUUACACAAGGUACCACAGCGCCUUACAAGAAACAAUAUAACCGCAUAAAUAAUGGCACUGAUAAUGGGAAAACAGUUAAAGCAAUCAAUCAUUGAACAGGAAAGUUCAGAGAUGUUUCUUGAAAACUGCAAUUGACUCCGCGGAACGGAUUUGAUGAGGGAGACGGUUCCAAGGGUACGGAGCAUAUGCGUAAAAAGCAUGAUCCCCAGCAGCGGAAUGCACCUUUGGAACUGCCAAGAGUGAAUUGUCUGAACCAGAGCGAAGGCCGGUCUUCCACGUUGGUAAAUCUUGACUGGUGAGAUAUGUUGGAGCGAUAUUGUGAAGACAUUUGUAUACAAUGGUGAGGAUCUUGAAAACAACACGCUGAUGGACUGGGAGCAAACAUAAAUGUCCUCUUCUUGCGCACACAUGCUCAGUAUUGCCAUGUAGGUCUGAGAACGCGCUUUACUGGCAAG
This is a messenger RNA of Asterias rubens (European starfish), 2599 nucleotides long. RefSeq names its product leucine-rich repeat-containing protein 71-like. Gene Ontology annotation, molecular function: protein binding. The transcript is spliced from 16 exons. Lineage: Eukaryota; Metazoa; Echinodermata; Asteroidea; Forcipulatida; Asteriidae. The coding region runs from base 259 to 2001 and encodes 580 amino acids. The record is from RefSeq and is a predicted model, not a curated record.